Molecule: messenger RNA, 300 nt
Organism: Ostreobium quekettii
Lineage: Eukaryota; Viridiplantae; Chlorophyta; Ulvophyceae; Bryopsidales; Ostreobiaceae
Source: the annotation of a GenBank genome assembly
AUGGCGUGGAAGAAUGAAGAAGGGAAAGUUCUAUUCAAAUCCAUCCUAACAAAACAGAGCAUGGAUAAGCGCAUGUGCCUGGACAUGGACGCCGUCGCGCGGCGUAUUCAGCGCACCAAUGUGCUCACAAUCCGUGGCUCGGCUGACGGCGAAAACGCUGUCGCUAAGGCGAACAAGUUUUCAGCCAUUCGGCUCCACGACGUGGCCAUCAUCGAUGGGGCGGACCACCACUUCAGCAACCUGGAGCACGGGGCGGCUUUGGUGGACGAACUUGUGGAGUUCUUGACGCGGGGUGUGUGA